UGCGAGGGUCGGUUGCUACAAUACAAUGGUCAACAUUAACAGGGGACCGGCUGGCAACGGAAACGAUAAGCAGCAGCAGCAGCAUAGCGGUGGAAAUUCCGGUACACCUGCGUACCCGCAAUACUUGCACGAACUGCCCCAGGCGGAUGAGGAGCGGCUAGAGAAAAUCUUCAAAAAGCUUGAUCGUGACGGGAACGAUCGUAUCGAUAUUCAUGAUCUGUCAGCGGCAUUGAAGGAGUUCGGUCUGUCGCACCAGUACGCCGAGGAAUAUGGACAUUCGUUGUUUUUUCAGCGCUUCCUAAAGCAGUCGGACCAAAAUCAGAGCGGCGAUGUCGGGCUGGCGGAGUUUAUACAUUACGUGCGAGAGCACGAAAAAAAUCUACGCUUACAGUUUACACACCUGGACAAGAACCAGGACGGUAAGGUCGACCUGGAGGAGCUGAUAACGGCCUUCAAGGAGCUCGGCAUCGAGAUGGAUCGACACGAGGCGGCAAAGCUACUUAAGCGCAUGGAUAAGGAUGGCAGUCUGAACAUAAGUUACGACGAGUGGAGAGACUUCCUGCUGCUUGCGCCGUCCUCGGACAUACACGAACUGGUUAAAUAUUGGCGGCAUUCGACUUACUUGGAUAUCGGUGAGGAUCUAAACGUACCUGAUGACUUCACACAGAGCGAAAUGCAAACCGGUAUGUGGUGGCGCCAUCUGGCGGCCGGUGGAAUUGCUGGUGCAGUGUCGCGCACGUGCACGGCCCCGUUGGAUAGGUUGAAAGUUUUCCUACAGGUGCAAGCAUCCAAACAAAGAAUCUCAGAUUGUCUACAGUACAUGCUGAAGGAGGGCGGUGUGCGGAGCCUCUGGCGUGGUAAUUUCAUCAACGUGCUUAAAAUCGCCCCCGAAAGCGCCAUCAAAUUUGCGGCCUACGAGCAGGUGAAGCGGUUGAUCCGCGGCAACGACAAACGCCAGAUGACGAUCUACGAACGGUUCGUAGCGGGUGCGUGUGCGGGCGGCGUCAGCCAGACGGCAAUCUAUCCGAUGGAAGUAUUAAAAACUCGACUAGCGUUAAGAAAGACGGGCGAGUACAGCAGCAUCCUGGAUGCGGCAUCGAAGAUCUACCGGCGCGAGGGUUUGCGCUCGUUCUACCGUGGCUACAUUCCAAACAUGCUCGGCAUCAUCCCGUACGCCGGUAUCGAUCUGGCGGUGUACGAAACGCUGAAGAAGAAGUACCUUAGCCACCAUGAGACGGAACAGCCAAGCUUUUGGUUGCUGUUGGCUUGUGGCAGUGCAUCCAGUACGCUCGGGCAGGUGUGUUCAUAUCCGUUGGCGUUGGUGCGGACCCGAUUACAAGCGCAAGCGGUCACAAUCGGUCCAAAUCCCGACGGUAGCGUAGCGGUAGAACCGAACAUGACGAAUGUAUUCAAGCGAAUAAUACAAACGGAAGGUCCGGUCGGUCUGUACCGCGGCAUCACGCCCAACUUCAUCAAAGUAUUACCGGCCGUCUCGAUCAGCUACGUCGUGUACGAGUAUACGAGCCGCGCUCUGGGCGUUAACAUGACGUGAUCUGUUCCCGCGGGUAAAACUACAUCCCCGUUUGCUGGGUGGUCUCGCUUCGAGGCAUCUCAUCCAACAGCUUCAACAGC
This is a messenger RNA of Anopheles maculipalpis, 1632 nucleotides long. It is a transcript of the gene SCaMC, whose product is annotated as calcium-binding mitochondrial carrier protein SCaMC-2. Gene Ontology annotation, cellular component: mitochondrial inner membrane. The transcript has 6 exons. Gene Ontology annotation, molecular function: ATP transmembrane transporter activity; calcium ion binding. The coding region runs from base 26 to 1552 and encodes 508 amino acids. The record is from RefSeq and is a predicted model, not a curated record. Lineage: Eukaryota; Metazoa; Arthropoda; Insecta; Diptera; Culicidae. Gene Ontology annotation, biological process: transmembrane transport.